AUGAAGGUCAUUGUAGCCGGAGGCUCGCUGGGUGGCCUGUUUGCAGGUAUUGUUGCUAAAUCACAGGGCCAUUCUGUGCACAUUCUCGAGAGACAUACUUCCGCCCGCGUGAGAGGCAGCGGUGCAGGCAUCGUGCUCGGAAAGUCGAUCCGUGAAUUUCUAUCUCGAUUUUCUCCAAAUCACCAGCUCGAGACGGUUACCAGUGAUGGACAUUUCUUUCUCGAUCGCGCCGGAAUCAUCGUUCGUACGAUAGAGAAACAUCAAGAGACCACGAGCUGGGACCAGCUAUAUCUUAUUGCUCGCGAAACGUUUGACAGUGGAGAGGUAGAGUCGAAAUAUCUAGAGGGACAUACCGUUACGAAAGCCGAUGUUCGGAUUGAAGAUGACAAAAUCGAAGUGUCUUACACAGAUGCAGAUCGGAUACUGAAGCGUGAGGAAGUGGAUCUUCUUCUUGGUGCAGAUGGUGCUUUCUCUGCUCUCCGGAGGAGUCUGCUGGAGGAUGUGGCGCCGAGUUAUGCCGGAUACGUCGCCUGGAGAGGCAUUGUCGUAGAAGAUGAGAUAGCACCGACUAUUUUCGAUCUUUGUUUGAACAAGCUGGUUUUUUAUAAUUCGCCCGGAUGUCAAAUGGUCGUAUAUGUUGUACCCGGGGAAGAAGGCAAACGCUACGUGAACUGGGUCUGGUACUGUGACUCGGAAGAGAAUUCACUCCCAUCUCCCGAGCUGAUGACUGGUAAUGAUGGAUCAGUGCAUCGAGUAACACUGCAAGCUGGACAAGUACGGCCGGAGGUUUGGGAUAGCCAAAAGAACUUUGCACAAGAAGUCCUUCCGCCGCAAUUCUACGAGAUUGUUCAAAGCACGCACAGACCCUUUGUUCAGGCUAUUUGGGAUGUGAUCAGUCCCCAGAACUUCUUCCACGAGGGCAAGGUUAUUCUUAUCGGAGACGCAUUGGCUGGGCUACGUCCGCAUACUGGUGCCGGAACUGAACAAGCUGCCUUCCAUAGCCUCACCCUGGAGAAACUUCUGAAUGAGUCAGCAAGCCCAGAAGAGUUUAUCCGAUUGACUAUGGAACAUUCCCAAUACAUCCAGAGCAUUGGAGUGCAAAUUGGAGAGAAAAUUGGACUCGGAGCCAGAAGGGAGGACAAUGCUUUUCGUACAGACAGACAAGCGCAACUCUUCUGA
Messenger RNA from Aspergillus pseudonomiae, 1179 nucleotides. RefSeq lists its product as uncharacterized. The record is from RefSeq and is a predicted model, not a curated record. The transcript is spliced from 2 exons. NCBI's taxonomy places the organism in Eukaryota, Fungi, Ascomycota, Eurotiomycetes, Eurotiales, Aspergillaceae. The coding region runs from base 1 to 1179 and encodes 392 amino acids.